AAGAGUAAAAAAUAUAUUUAAAUUUUGACAAAACUUGUUGUAACACGCCUCAAUUUUGUGGGAAUUCUAUGACCUUCAUCAACUAUUCAUUACCAUAUUUUUGUGACAUAUAUUUGUUCAGCUGGACCACUUCAGAUCCUUACACAUUCAGAAUGCGUGUAUUCAUGCAGUGGUCCAGCUAGAUAAAUAUAUGCCACAAAAAUAUAGUAAUAAAUAAUCGAUGGGGGUCAUAGGAUCCUGCCAAGUUGAGCCGUGUUACAGCAAAUUUUGUCGAAGCUUAUGUAUAUUUCGAAUCUCUUUUUUCAAAGGUAAAAGCUACAUUUUUUCUUGGAACCAAACAGCCCCUAAGAUUCAUGGUUAUAUUCCCAAGAAAGUCCCAUACUUAGCACAAUUUCUUGAGAGUGAUAAAACAACCUUAUAUUAUACGAUACCAUUUACCUUUGCUUUACUUUCAAGCUUAGUAUUACUUCUAUCUUUCAGCUAAAAUGGUUGCUAGGGUUCUGCUCUUUGUGGCGGCGGCGAUGGUUGUUUUCACGGCGGCGACGGUGGCCGGAGUUCAGGUACAUCAUGUUGUUGGAGAUGAUAGAGGGUGGGACCCAUCUACUGAUGUUGCUUCUUGGUCUUCUAACAGAGUUUUCCGAGUUGGUGAUAAAAUUUGGUUCACCUACUCCUCGGCUCAAGAGAGUUUGGUGGAGCUGAGAAGCGAGGAAGAUUUUACAUCGUGUGAUGUAACGAACCCGAUCAAGAUGUACACGGAUGGUUUGAAUACGAUCUCUCUCGAAGGAGAAGGAAUCAGGUACUUCGCGAGCGGGAACACGGAGAGCUGCAAAAAUGGGCUGAAAAUGCCUGUGAAAAUCCAGCCCAAAGAGCAAAAAGUGGCCCAAAAUGUUGUAUCAAUGGAUGUAGCUGAUGGAAAUGUUGUAUCAAUGGAUGUAGCUGAUGGGCCAACAUUACCUUCUACUUCAACUAAUUUAAAUGGGCUUUCUUACCUUUUGGCUAUUGGAUUAUCAAUCUGCCUAUUGGGCCUUUAGAUGUGAGAAGUUAAAAGUAAUUAUGGGUUAUGGACUGUAUUAAGUAGGAUAAUGUAUCACUUUAUUUGAAUUAAAUUUUGAACUGUGAUAUUAGUAUGUUGGAUUUGAUUUGGAAUAAUUUGUUGUCUAUUCAAGUAGUUUUCUCGUUUUGA
Molecule: messenger RNA, 1183 nt
Organism: Capsicum annuum
Lineage: Eukaryota; Viridiplantae; Streptophyta; Magnoliopsida; Solanales; Solanaceae
Product: mavicyanin
Exons: 2
Coding region: 486-1031 (181 amino acids)
Cellular component (GO): plasma membrane
Molecular function (GO): electron transfer activity
Source: RefSeq, a predicted model, not a curated record